Molecule: messenger RNA, 1806 nt
Organism: Fusarium sp. VM40
Lineage: Eukaryota; Fungi; Ascomycota; Sordariomycetes; Hypocreales; Nectriaceae
Source: the annotation of a GenBank genome assembly
AUGGCCCUGCAGCUGUUAUGUCAAAUUACUAUUAUCAUCACUAUCAGCAGUCUCUGGCACAUAUCAGACACCCACAACGGAAUUGCCAGGGUAGGAGAUGAUCGAGAUCCGUCAUUCGACUCGAAAGGUUUUCAUCCGCCUGAGAUCCUGAGUUCUUCUAUUGUGUGGGCUACGAUCCCCGCUUGGAUUAUGUCUGCGUACUCGUCGCUUUGGUCUGCGAUGCUUGAUGCUCUGAAGAAAGUGCAGCCGCUGUUGGAACUCGAGAAGUCAAAUCAGAAAUCAGAUCGAUGGGUUGAAGGAUGGAAGAACAUUUGGAAAUGGUUCUUACAAAGACUGUCACCGUUAAGAAAGUCAUCUGCUCCCACAGCUCAACCGUCGCUGGGCGCAGUUUUAAAUCAUUCCACAGUGGACCGAACCCUUCUACUUGACUACGGAGAGUGGCCCGUAAUCAACGGACUUAGGGCCAUAAGUAAAGGGCAUGUUAUUCUGGGUAUCUGCCUCAUUUUACGCGCAGCACUUUGGACAGCGGGUGGUUUAACUGCUGCCAUGUUCGCAGUUGUCCUGGUACCCGCAGAAUCACAGGUAUCUCUUCGCAGCACACACUACUUUGACGAGUAUCUCAGAUGGGCAUCAGGUGUAGGCAGCAGCAACUCUUCCCUUACACCAGCUCUUGAUCUCGUCAGCGCGACUGUGCUAAGAGACGGGGAGGACUAUCCUUGGACUACGGACACGCACUCCUUCUUACCGUACCUUCCUGUUUCAUGGGAUGGUCCCGGUAACUAUAGCUUUGAUACCGAGGCAUACUCGGCGACUGUUCAGUGUAACGUCACCACCGAAGAGGACCUGGCCCGAGUGGGCGGCAUUCGAUCAGUUGUGGAAGAAGAAGACGAGCUCAACUCUUCUCAGUUGCAAUUGGGCUUCAAGUCUGGGGGCUGCAACGUCGAAAAGUCGUACCUGGUAACGAACAAUACUAUACUGUAUGCGAGGACAUGGCAAGUUGACUGUAAUCUGGGUAACGGUCGAGCCAAGCUUGGCAUGCUUUCAGGUGUCUACAACAGUACAGCGAAGUUCCGACUGUCUAACCUGAGCGUUAUCACAUGUCAACCUCUGAUAUAUAAAUCUCGUGUGACUCUGAACAUGGCAUUUACAAACAAUACGAGAGCGCCGAAGAUAAUUAGCGUUUCUGAACGGAACAAACAGCAGAUAUGGCCAUUCUUUAUUUCCGCGUGGUUGCGCAAUAUCCCUCUUUACUCGGUUUUCGAUCCGACCGUCUACAACGACAUGGAUACUUUUUCACGUCUCGUGAUUGGCCACGCAUCCGGCAGGCCAAUUCUUAACGACCUGCCAGAAAAGGAUCGAAUAUCCACAUCCUUUGAAAAAGUCUUUGCGGCAUUAUUCUCCAACUUUGUGACGCUUCAAGCAUACUCCAGCGCGCCUACAAAGAAGAUUACUGGUACUGUAUCACGAUUGGAACGCCGGCUAUUUGUUGUAUGGACCGCUUCAGCUGCAAUAGUCGCCAUUAUUGUUGCGACUCUCGUUACUACUAUUAUGCUGGCCGCUCACUUGUACCGCCAGCGUCAUAUUCUUGAACGUUAUCUUGAUCUUAUGCUGGGUACCGCGCUAUUACUGCGUGACGCCAGUAGUAGUGGGCUUGAGACCUAUCUUGAGGAGCUGAUAAGCAGGGCCGGGGGAAAGGGAGGAGGAUUGGAAAACAUUAACAUAGUGGAGUUUGCUAAACACGAGUCGGAUCUGAGGAACAGGCAUGUAUUGGUAGAUGGGACACCCAGAAAGCUUAAGGUUCAAUAG